AUAACCAACCCUAACUCGUGAAGUGUCAUUUCUAAUUUAUCCUAAGUGCGGUAGUGAAAAUGAAAACUUGUGAAUAAUGUGUAAAAGGAACUGUUUUAUUUGGAUUUUUCUGUCUUGUGUCGUGAUCCUGUUAAUAGAGUUGCCACCGACAGAGGCAAGUUCUAAUCGUGAUCAACCGUGGCUUCGGGCCGUUGACGAUGGCACACUGCUUAUUGAAGCAGCCCAGGAUCGAAACAUCACUUUGCGUCUAAUGGGAGAUGCUGCCUCAUUGCUGCUCAACGAAGUGGAUAUUGUUGCCUUGUUGCAGCGACGCCGACGUGCAGCCACCGCACAAUCAACAGCAGCACAGCGAGAGCCCUUGUCCUUGGAUGCACUCAAGGAGGAGUUUCGUGGUGUUCAACGCGACCUCAAUCGACUUGCGCGUUGGCUGAGUAACAUGCACAAUGGCACUCGACGUAGUGGACUCAGUCAGCGCGUGCUCCGACGGACUCUGCAACGUGUCCAGGUCGUGGGAAACACCUUAACAACGCUGGAAUCCAAUCUGCGCGUCAACGAGUGUGCCUCUAAUCCUUGCAAGAAUGGAGGCACCUGUCAUGACGCCUAUAAGUCCUUCCAGUGCAUUUGUCCCAAGAACUGGCAAGGCGCCACUUGCGAAGAUGAUGUGAACGAGUGUUUCGACUUGGCUAGCACAGAUUUGGAUGUCUGCAUGAACGAUGCCCAGUGCAUCAAUACUCCUGGCAGCUAUCGCUGUGUGUGCCGCACUGGCUACUCGGGAGUUCAUUGUCGACUGCAUCACAACGCCUGCCUGAGCAAUCAGUCAGCGGAGCUGUGCGGCAGUCAUGGCACCUGCCUGUCCGCCAGCAAUGCAGCUGGCUAUGUGUGCAUCUGUGAUCAGGGCUGGACGUGGGCAGAUGCGAAUGUGACUCAGGCAAGCGCCAGUCCCUGCACACGGGAUGUGGACGAGUGUGCACCUGAGAUAAAUCCCUGCCACGAUGAGUGCAUAAAUUUGCCGGGCAGCUUUCGUUGUGCCGCCUGUCCGCCAGGCUACACUGGGGAUGGUAAGUACUGUCGGGAUAUCGAUGAGUGUCGAGACGGCAACAAUGGUGGCUGCAGUCAGCGUCCGACGGUCAGCUGCAUCAACACCGAGGGCUCAUUUCGCUGUGGCCGCUGUCCCAUUGGCUGGACGGGUGAUGGGAGAAGCUGCUCGCCGACCAAGUCCAAUUCCUGCGACGGCGAACAGAUUUGCAACGAUCACGCCAAAUGCGAAUACAUCUCGGAGACGGUGGUUUGCAGCUGUCGAAUCGGUUACUAUGGUCAUGGCUAUGGCGCCGAUGGCUGCACCGAAGAUUCUGAUCGCAAGCCCUGCGACAAUCAUCCCUGCCAGAAUAAUGGCACCUGUGUACUGAAUGGCCGUGGCACCAGCUGCAUUUGCCAGCCGGGCUACAAGGGUGCCCUAUGCACGGAGUCGGAUGCUUGCCAUCCGAAUCCUUGCCACAAUGGCGGCACCUGCCGCCUACUGCCACGAAAUGAGUUCAUGUGUGUUUGCCAAGCCGGCUACUCAGGCAGUAGCUGCUCUCAUCUACGCAGCUUCUGCGGCAUCUCGUUGCGCAAUGAGACUGGCAGCGUACGCUUUCCACCCAGCGAGGGCAGCACUCAGUUGGCAUAUGAACCGAAUGAGCGGUGUCCCUUCAUCAUUGCCACUCGACGUGGAAUGAUCUUGAAUGUGACCUUUACCUUCUUUGAUCUGGAGAACAGCACCGAUUGUACUGCCGACUUUCUGCAGUUGCACGAUGGCACAUCUUUGACCGCCCGACUUAUUGGACGCUUCUGUGGCCAGCAGUUGCCGCUCGGCAAUGGCACUGUGAUAACCACACAGCCGCAAUUGUUCCUCUGGUUUCUCUCGAACAAUGCCACGCAGGGACAUGGGUUUAAUCUAACAUGGAGCUCAAUGCCCAUGACAUGUGGCGCGGAACUCGACCUGGAAAUGGGUCAGACGGGUGUGCUGCGCUCUCCCGGUUAUCCGGGCAAGGCGCAACGCGGCAUCGACUGUCGCUGGAAAUUGUCGGCGCCCUUUGGCACACGUUUCCUGCUGCACUUUUAUGAGAUUACACUAGGUCCUUCUGAGAGUCGAACGCCGCAGUCGAGCAAAUGCAGUGAAGGAGAUUAUCUAAACAUAUAUGAAACGAAUCGACAGCUAUAUCGGGCCUGUCAAUCGGCUGAGCCAGCGCCUCUUUACAGCUCAGUGAAUCUCUUAAGCUUGCAUUUCCACACAGAUUUGGUGCGCAUGGACAGCUCGUUCCAAGUGCAUUACGAGGUGAUUGCUGGGCAUCCCAAUUGCGGUGGCAUCUUUACUGAAGCGAGUGGUCUAAUAAUUGGCCACAUGAAUGCUCCUAUUUGUUUGUUUCUUGUCCAACAGCCUAAGGACACCAGAAUCCAGCUCAUUUUCGAGGAACUCGAUUUCAUGGGCUCUCCCGGUUGCCAGCUGCAGAGCGUUGAGAUCUUUGACGGAUCCAGCGUUGAUCAGCCUCUGAUAGGACGUUUCUGCAACAUGACACAAGCAAAUCAGCAGCUUUUAUUAUCUAGCAGAAAUCUGAUUCUACUGCGUUAUCAGUAUCAGCUGGCAGGCUUGGAGUUGCCAAGGAAUUUUAAAGUACGAUACAGUCGAGAGUGCGGCGACAAUAUAAUAUCAAAUUCAGGAGACUUUUCGACUCCCAACUAUCCGAAUGGAUACUUGGAGGACCUAGACUGCGUAUACAAUAUAAAUAUUCCUGCACAAUAUAAGAUUCGACUAACUAUAAUCGAUCUAUCGAUUAGUGGGGAAGAAAGAAUCUCUACUGCUCAGCAGGAUGACGACGCAUCUGUAAAUGUUGGAGUUCAACCAAACUAUUUGGAUGUUUAUUUUUCUCGCAAUGCAAGCGAUAAACAGCGUUUCUCAAGGAAUCUGACCAAUCAUGUUCUGGUCUCCAAAAAUAACCGGAUGAAACUGUACUUUCGCGGAGCUAGCAAUCCUCAGCAUGCUCGAGGUCUACGAUUCCAAUUCGAAUCAUUCUUGGCGGAAUGUGGAGGCGUCUUUACUUCUCCGCAGGCUUCAUACAGACGUUUUGUUCAGAAUUCUGAUUGCGAAUGGACUAUUGAAGUUCCAGGCAGAAAACUUCUGCAUGUUGAUAUGUAUAACCCUAUAAGAAAAGGAAAACUACAGAUUUUUGAUAACAGCACUGUGGGGCAGGGAAAACUACUUAGAAAUUACGACGGCGGAGACAGGCGAUUUGAAAUGAAUGAAGAGAUCGACUCGAAUCUUCUGACUAUAAAAGUAUAUGGUAAAGAAACAUUUUCGCGAGUGAUAAUCGAUUAUCAGCCAGCAAAUACUAUGUGUGGUGGCACUUAUUCAGCACGUUACGGUACCAUUAAGAGUCCCAAUUGGCCAGAUAAUUAUGGUUCAUCUGAGAAUUGCACUUGGAUCAUUAGGGUGCCGUUCGGAGAACGCCUUGAGCUUAUUGUUCACAAUUUUACAACGGAAAGUACUUCGGAUCGCUGCACUGAUGACUAUGUGGAGAUCAGAAAUGGCGACCACUCGGAAGCACCGUUGAUAGGACGCUACUGUGGUUUUGAUAUUCCACCGCGACUGCCUUCCUAUGCAAAUGCCCUAUAUAUACACUUUCACUCUGAUGCACUAAUGGAGGAAAGUGGCUUCCAUUUCAACUGGCAGAUCACAACCGUUGGAUGCGGUGGCAAGCUGACGUCAUCGUCAGGUUCUAUACACUCGCCACACAGCAUGUCGGGCAAUCGAGGUGCUCUGGCCUGCGAUUGGCAGAUCAGUGUGUCUGCUGGAUCAACGGUGGAUCUGCAGCUUCAGAGCCGUGACGAUCUGUGCAAUGGUCUCUUGUCCUUAUACGAUGGACCCACUGUUGGUAGUCCCAAACUGCCACUGAACUGCAGCAUUGUAGGAGAGAAAUUGGCAUUGCGAUCCAGAGGAAAUCAAGUGUUGGUGCGCUAUAAUGUGAAUGACGAAUCACCUGAAGGCAUGCAUUUUCUACUGGACUACACUACCAAUUGUAUUGUGCGCUUGGAGCAGCUGAGUGGCGCCAUUGAGACACCAAAUUUCCCCGAUAAAUAUGACACCAAUACCAAAUGCGAGUGGGACAUACGAGCUGGAGAGGCCAAGAGUCAUGUGCAGUUGGCUAUCUCCCACAUGAGCUUCGAAGCCGUUGAUCCCGAUUGUGCUUUUGACUACGUGCUGCUUCGCGACUAUCGGAACACUCAGCUCGUGAGCGAGCGACGUUUAUGCACCGCCACUCAAGAUGUCGUCACUAGUGUGGGUAAUCGACUGGUGCUGCAAUUCAAUAGUGAUACAUCGAUCGGAUCACAGGGUUUCCAUGCCGAAUUCAAGCGUGUGGGCUGCGGCGAAGAGUUGCGCGCUGCCAGUGGCAAGAUUGAGACACCGAAUGCUCCAUUCAGUGUCGAUGAGGAUUGCCAGUGGCACAUCCUUGUUUCCGAAGGCUAUCAAAUCGAACUCUCCAUUGAGGAGUUGCACAUUGAGACACCGCAACACGAUUGCAGUCAGGAUACGCUGACCGUUUGGUCUGGCAGCAAUGCAUCUGAUGUCAUGCUGCGCAGUUGCCAAGUGGAGUUCACUGCUCAAAAAUUCUCCUCCCCAGCAAAUGAGCUGCAUAUCCGAUUCCGUAGCAGCACGCAACGUACUCGCAAAUACAUGAAAGCCACGUACACUCAAGUGCCAGCCAGGUGUGGAGGCACCAUUAGUGCGAGCAGCGGACUUAUUGCAUCUCCCAGCUAUUACCAGCAAGGCUUGGAUGUUUAUGAUAAGGAUAUCGAGUGCGUAUGGGUCGUAGAGGUCGAACAUCCCUAUACUAUUCAAUUCAGCUUCGAUGUUUUCAAUUUUACGACGAAUUCCGAGUUGUCUAGUCUGACAAUUUAUGGCUCUAAGCAUUUAAAGAAAGGAGAUUUAAUUAAGCCGGCAAAUUUCAGUAUUCAAUACAGUGGCAACGAACCUUCAGAGCCCCUAACAAUGGAGGGCACUGUUCAUGUGACAUUUAAAGCCAAAAAAGGUGCAUGGGGUAAGUUUGCGAUGCGGUUUCAACGAGGAUGCGGCGGUAAGAGAAUUGACCACGAGGGUUAUCUAAACUCUCGACUUGAUACAAAUUGCAUUUGGGAAAUUCAGUCAGAAAAUGGAACUAGAAUUACACUUAAUAUUAAUCAACUGGAGUGUCCAUGCACAUCACAAGGCGGCAAUUGCACGACCGGAUUAUGGAUAUACAACGAUGAGGAUGAUGUGCUUUAUUAUAAUCUAUGCAAAGAGCAUCCGAGUAGUUUGGUUAUCCCCACUAACGUGGCACGCAUUGAAGCAGUGGGCAUUGUGCUAGCAGCUCAAUAUAGCACCCUCGAUAAUUCCUGUGGAGGUACAAUUAAGUCCGCUCGCGGCACACUUAAUUCUCCCAACUAUCCGGACAGCUAUCCCUCAAAUGUGGAAUGCGAAUGGCAAACGAAUCUCCGUCCUGGCAAUGCCAUUGAACUAAGAUUCGAGGCAAUGGACAUUUUCAAGUCCGAACACUGCAAUUUCGAUUUCCUGGAAGUACGUGCUGGUAAGACGGGCUCCUUACUGGGUCUAUACUGUGACAAUGUGCUGCCUGUGGAGCCCCUGACUGUUAGCUCGGACGUCUGGGUGAAAUUCCGAAGUCAGUCUGGCAGCACUGGCAAAGGAUUCAAGUUACGCUGGAAUUAUGCUCACGUCAAUGAAUUUUCAAAUAUCACAAGUGGUAAGAUCGAAUCGCCACCAACGCUUGCGGUACGUGGCGAUGAGCAGCCUUACAUUUGGCGCAUCUUUGCAGAACUUGACUCGAUUAUCGUGAUUGACUUUAAGGAGUACAACACUGGACUGCAGCUGUUUGAUGGUUUUGAUGACACCGGAUUGCGCAUCCCAAUACAGAACUCGCCCUGGCAGUUCACCUCGAGUAGCAAUAUCAUCUAUCUGAAAACUGUAAAUGCAGAUUUCGACGCCUUUCUGUUGAAUUGGCACAUUCAGAGAACUGAUCAGCUGACCGGAAAUGUAACGCUAACCGAAGGCUGUGGCAUGAGCCACUUGGUGGGACGCGAGGCCACGAUUCAUGUGAAGUCACCAGGGUAUCCACAUGGUUAUCGACCGAGGUUGAACUGCGAGUGGGUGUUCAAGGCACAGGACGAUGAUCGCCAUGUCGUUGCAAAACUUUAUGAUGCCAGUCUGGAGGUAUCGGACAAGUGUGCGCUGGACUAUCUGAGCAUUCAGACCUCAAGCAAUAUGGUGGAUUGGCAGGAGCAGUUGCAUGUCUGCAAUAUGAGCGCAACUCGCUGGCCUUCGCUCUUAAAACGUGUCGAAGGCACACCGUAUCUAAAAAUCAAGUUCGUCUCUGACGUAUCUAUGAAUGGUACCGGCUUUAGAGCAGGUGUCGAAACCAAUUGUGGUGGCAAUAUGACUGGUAAGGUGGGCACCAUCACGAUUCCUAAGAAGGAAAGGUGGUGGGAUCAAAAUAUGCAAGAUAGUAGCGUCUGUGAGUAUCACAUCAAUGUACGACCCGGCAGUGUCGUCGACAUAAGCAUCGAGUAUCAUUCAGAGGCUGUCAACAACACUUGCACGCACUAUGGACUCAUCUAUGAUGGUGUCGACACCGGAGCACCGAUGUUGCCGCACGGCAAGUUCUGUAACCAAUUGAAUUUUAAUACGAAGUCAUAUCGGACGAGUGGGCCACAUGCUACCAUUAAAUAUUUGAUGUUCGAAAAAUGGAAUAACCGCAUGGGAACUAGGCACGUGCAGAACAACUGGACACUAACAUAUCGAGAGUACAAUGAUUGUCAAUCUGAAAUUCGACUAACCCAUCUCUCGCCCAGCUACGUGCUUAGCACUCCCAAGUAUCCGGAUUAUCCUCCAGCAUACUCGGACUGCACGUGGUUGAUAGUGGCACCGUUGGGCGAAACCGUUUCAGCCACUUUCGUAAAUACCUUCGACUUAAGUGUACAGAAUUGCGACAAGGAGUUUGCCGAGCUCUACGAUGGUUCAACAAUGCUCUCACGUCGUCUACUCCGAACAUGCCACAAACCAGCGACAACAAGAAGCUCUGGAAAUAUGCUGCUGGUACAUUACCAGUCGGAGCUCAAUGAACCCCAUGCGGGUUUCUCGCUGAAUGUUUCGGUAAGCCAGUGCGGUGGCGAGCACACUUCUCCAAGUGGGGUGAUCAGUUCCGUAAAUUAUCCAUUACUGGGUGGCUAUCCCAAGCCGGCUGAAUGCGAGUAUACCGUCAAAACCCGGUCGGAUACACAUAUCGUUGUCAACAUUACCGAUUUGAAUGUGCCCUAUGAUGUGGCAGCAAAUGCAAAUGAUUUGGAUCGCCUUGAGUUCUUGGAUAUGGUAGAUGAACGACGUGUCUUGUUAAUACUUUAUGGGAAUCUCACGGAACUGCCCUAUUCUAUUCCUUUUUCAACAAAUGAACUUGCUGUGCGAUUCGUGACAAAGAAUCCCAAGUUAAAUACCUACCGAGGAUUUAGAUUACAGUACAACAAAGUUGAUGGCGCCUGCGAUCAGGCUGUCAAUGCGGUUUCUGGUGAGCUGAAACUAUCACGGAAUUUGAUUCCUAAAAAGUUUCAACGAUUCUGCAAGUGGCGUAUUACGGUGCCAAAGGGUCAACGCGUUCGCUUCGAGUUUCUUAACCUUGACGAGCUGCGUUCCGAUUUGCCAAAACCCAACACACGAAUAUCACGAAUACCGGGAUUGGACGUUAAUGCCUACAAUGACAUGUCAUUCUUGUCCAAAAUAGUCAGCUUUAAUUUUGAUGCUUACAAUGGCAGCGGAGUUAUUGAAUCCACCGAUAACCUUAUGUACGUCAGGGUUUUGCUCAGGCCUUCUAUGCCACAGAAGCCGGUCCUUGCGCGCUUCACUUCGUUGGAAGCUUCCUCUUGUCCGCCGGACAUUGGCAAACAAGCUGUUGGCACGCUGUCCAACGCGGAGAUGAUGCAAUUGCCCCGCUAUUACUGCCACAUGCACUUCUUAGCGGAGCCGCAGGUAACAAUCAGCUUCAAUGUCACGUACUCCAGAACGAAGCCUGGUGGCUUGGUCAGGUUCUACGAUGAGGUUCUAAAAACGUUAAAAGUAUUGCCUCCUGGCAAUGCAAUUUUCUCGAUGGCAACGACGACGGGGCGCGUUGAGAUCAUUCAAAAUGAGCCGGUAACUGGGUUUAAUUUCCGGGCCACUUAUAGACGUUAUGCAUGUGGCGGAGACAUUAGCUUGAUGGAGGGUACCACAAUGCAGCUCCCACUGUUGAGGGAACACUUUGGCGUCCUCGAAUGUGUUUGGACGCUAAAUAAUGCUUAUCUUUAUCGCUUGCAAGUCAAUGCCAGUAGUUUUAGCUUCGCUGAUCGCUGUGAGAAUGAAUAUGUGAGCAUUUCGGCUAGAUUAGGAGGCGAUGAACUGACUAGAUUCUGUCGCGACACGAUCUUGGUCAGCAAAAGCAUGGUUCCAUUGAGAAUCGGCUACGUGAUGCGUUAUCAUGCCACUCAGUAUCAAGCGGGUAGCAGUGAGUUCCAGCUGAUUGCCACCAAUCUAAAAGAUUGGAGUUUGGGAGUCGGAAAUUUAAUGUUGGUUGGAGACAGGCCAAUACCUCUGGUGACCGUUGGCCCAUCAGACUACAAAAACAACAUUGAGCUUUUUUGGGAGUAUAAGGCGCCAUCGGAUUUGACGCUGCGUUUGGAGUUCCGUGAUCGGUUCUUCAUUGAGAUGGCGCCCAACUGCAGUAAUGAUCGGCUCGAGGUGCUCGACUAUAGAGCGGAUCUCUGGCAAACGAUAGCUACACUCUGUGGACGAGAGUUGCCAGCGCCUCUGAAUACACAGUCGAAUCGUCUACGUCUAAUCUUUCGCACCAAUGGCAACAUCACAGCUGAUGGCUUCACCUUUAACGUCUCCACAACCUGUGAUAUGAAGCUCCAGGCGAGCAGUGAGCUGCAAACGGUAAACGGUGGCCAUUUUCAUCGAAGCAUCUACAAAAAGUCAGUAAGCUGCAAUUAUGAGUUCGUCACGGACACCAAGCACCAACUGGUGGUCAUCGUCAAACCCAAGAGUGAUCGAGCUUGGCUGCGGGGGUCCUGUCGUUAUUCCUACUUCGAUGCAUAUCGAAUUGUGGAGGGGAAGGAGCAGACCAUUAACCAGACCAUGUGUCCCAGUUUUGAGGUGAACGGAUAUGAACGCCUGCGUCUUGUUUUUAAGACAAUCUCGUCCCUCACUCAUCCCUUCGAGUUGCAGUAUCAGCUGGUUGGCUGUGGUGGAAAUUACACUGCUCCAUUCACACUACGUCCGCUUCUGUCCGACUUGGGCACCACCUACAAGUCUCGCCAGGAAUGUGAGUGGCAUGUGCUGGCGCCGCCACAGCAUGCAAUCUUUCUUCGCUUCAAGUACUUUGAGCUUGAGAACCGUUGUCAGUAUGACGAUCUGAGCAUCUAUCGUGGCAGCAGUCACAGCAAGGAGCAGCUGAUCAGUAAAUUGUGUGGUAACUUGACCAGUCCAUCCGUCAUGGUCGACAGCAAUGAGGCAUUGAUUGUGGCCACUUUACCCCGCUAUAUGGAUGAAAGUGGACGAGGCUUUGUGGCCAGCGUGCACUUUACGCCCAAUUGCAACGAACGUCUCGCGCUUAGCGAGGGCAACACUCGGUUGGAUCUGGUACGAUCCUAUCAGCUGAAUGCCAGCACUGCUGGCGAUGAAUUGCAUUGUUAUUUCCGCGUUAGUGUGCCGCUCGGUAAUCGUGUUUCCGUAUGGCUGAAGCAGCUCCAACUGAAUGAGCUAGCUUGUCCUAAAUGCAGCUCACUUGAGAUCUUGGAUGGCUUCGAUGGCAACAGUGCCAGUCUGGGUAGCUAUUUCGCCCAUUUAGGUAAUGGCUCCAAACUCUACAGUUCCUACAACGAAGUGCUAAUCAAGCUAAGCGCCAUUGCGCCUUCAAAGAACAUCAGCUUUGAACUGCUCCUAGAAAUGGAAGCGACUGUAUGUGGCCAGCUGGACUAUACUUUAGACAAAGAGUCCAUCAAUCUGCGCUUGAGUUCCAAAAAUGUCUCCAGCACCUUCCAGGGCAAUGUUGACUGUAAUUGGCAUAUCACCACUGUUUCUGACAUUCAGAUCGAUGCGCAUGACGUGCAAUUGGCGGAUAUUUCUCCACUGACCCGAAAAUGCGUCGACUAUGUGUUUAUCAAGGCCGAUUACUUUAACAGAUAUUAUUGCGGAAAAUUCAGCAAUACCACUUGGGAUCUCCCUUACAUCAGAAGUUUCAAUGUAAUCUUCCGCAGGUCUGGCAGCGACUCAAGCUAUGAAUUAAAUUUGACAAUAAGACCAAAAAAAAAUUGUAAUCGUACAUUAACCGCUCUGGAUGGUAUUUUAGAUUAUAAUUCAAUAGAACGAUCUGAAAGUCUGAAUUGCAGUAAUGAAAUUCGAGUACCAAUAGGAUUCCUCGUAGCUCUGGAAUUAGAUUUUGUGCAGUUCACAGAUUUUGGUAAUUUUCUAAUUACAGAUGUGGUCGCAAAUCGCACUCUUUUAAAUGCUACAAAUAAUUUUGAUUCGAUGCCUAUGUCCAUUUUAAGUACUUCAAAUUGGAUACGCAUUGACACAUCCACUGUCCGAUUUUUAAGAAUGUAUUAUCAUUCCAAUGUAAAUACUCUGCCGACUGGUUGUGGAGGGCACCUAACUAGUCUGGAAGGCCAGUUUGCAAAUCCUCCUUAUGACAGUCGCGACUAUUCAGAGUGCACCUGGCGCAUUUCGAUUCCAGCGGGCGUUACACUCCAAUUUAAUUUCAGAUCUUUCGAUAUGGGUCCAAACACCAAUUGUGAUCUAGAUAAUAUCAAGUUUUAUGAAAAACUUGAUGAUGACACCGAAACUCUUCGACAUUUGUUCUGUGGCCCAACAGUUAUUGAUAGUUUCAAGAUGCAGAGCGAUAGCAUCAGAAUUGUCGCCAAGAAAUCGCCCAAUUUCGCUGGGACAGGUUUUCGCUUGUACUUUAAUCAAUUAGUCGAAUAAUUGAAUAUUGACUUAUUGUUAAUCACAUAUAUUAUAUAAGAUGCUUAGUAUAUUAAUAAAUAAAAGGAACAAACAAAAUUUAAA
Molecule: messenger RNA, 11116 nt
Organism: Drosophila albomicans
Lineage: Eukaryota; Metazoa; Arthropoda; Insecta; Diptera; Drosophilidae
Product: cubilin homolog
Molecular function (GO): calcium ion binding
Source: RefSeq, a predicted model, not a curated record